This is a messenger RNA of Ruditapes philippinarum (Manila clam), 1524 nucleotides long. RefSeq names its product neurogenic locus notch homolog protein 1-like. The coding region runs from base 138 to 1487 and encodes 449 amino acids. The record is from RefSeq and is a predicted model, not a curated record. NCBI's taxonomy places the organism in Eukaryota, Metazoa, Mollusca, Bivalvia, Venerida, Veneridae. The transcript is spliced from 12 exons.
GAGAGUUGUUAUCUUUUAAUAUUGUAAAUCACAAAGUUUAUUUCUGUUUAAAAGGUCGGAUGUGAUAUGUGUUGAAUGUAUCUAGCAAAAGUGUAGAACAAUACCGCUGGAAUUCUCAAAAAAGUACCUGGCACAAAAUGACUUAUAUAUCAGCCACAAAAUCCAUAUUUUUAUUAUCAAUUUGUGUGUUCUUAUUCGAAAGGACAAACGGACACAUGCUAGGAAUCGAUAAAGAUGACGGGAUAGUACUUGACAAGAGAUUUAUACUAACGACAAAUUCCAAGCAAAAUUGGACCACGUUGGAGCAAUUUUCAUCAUGUUCAUUAACUUGUGUUCCCGGCUUUGAGAAGCUUACCCAAGUAUGUUGUGACACUGGCUUGAAUGCAGUGUGUUCCAAUCUGCCUUGGACUUCACUCAAAGCAAAAUUAGGAACAUGUGUUGAUUUAACAGCAUAUGGCAUUACGACGACAGCAUGGUCAUCUCUCAAGCAGUUUGCUGCUUGUUUUCUUUCAUGUGUACCUGGGUUUGAGAAGCUGACGGAAGUUUGUUGCCAGACAGGACUUGAUGCAGUGUGUACAAAUCUGCCAUGGGAUUCGCUAAAGACAAGUCUUGGCCAGUGUCAUGCACUUAGUCCCUGCUCUUCAAACCCGUGCGUUCAUGGUACGUGUCAUCAAAAUAGUAGCACUUAUCAGUGCACGUGUUCAUCUGGAUACAGCGGUGUAUUAUGUGAUAAGCAAAUUUUAUCAUGCGCGAGCAGUUCAUGCGUUCACGGAUCUUGUAUAAAUGUUGGGACACGAUUGUCUUGCAAGUGUGAUAUAGGCUAUACUGGUGUGAAUUGUGAUCAAGAUGUCAAGAAUUGUAAGGAUGUUUUAGAUAAUCACGUGACCAAUCACUCUGGAAGCGGAGUCUAUACAGUGAAGAUUAAUGGUCAUCUUACUGACGUCAUGUGUGACAUGGUGACGUCAGGGGGUGGAUGGACGGUCAUCAUGAAUAGAGAAAACAACAAACAGAAUUUUGGAGACCAGAGUUUCUCUUCCUAUGCAGAAGGGUUUGGAGAUGUAUGGAGCAAUUUUUGGGCAGGCUUGAAGAAAAUGAACGGUCUUACAAAUGAUGGUCGUCGAUACCAGUUAAGAGUGGAACUAGUACUGGCGAAUGGAAGCAAUUACUUUGCUACGUACGAUGACUUUUCAGUCGGGCCACCAAAUGAUUUUGUUUUGCAUGUCGGCAGAUACAUGGGAAAUGCGGGUGACUCGCUCUCUAAGCAUAACGGGUAUGGAUUUACUAACAAAGACGUUGAUAAUGACAGUAACCCAUCUAACUGCGGGGUCUAUCUACACGGUGCUUGGUGGUUCCACAGCUGUUAUGACUCGUGUUUGACGUGCCCGUAUGAAACUCCCGGUUCACACACAUGUCGCUCUUUCUCUUGGAACACCCUUGCAUACUGUAUUGCGCUUAAAUCCGCGCGAAUGAUGGUGCGCCCUAUGUAGGAAAGUUUUGAUUUAUAAAAUAAAAGUAAUAGACGUU